Vitis vinifera (wine grape) is the source of this 2923-nucleotide messenger RNA. RefSeq lists its product as uncharacterized. The transcript is spliced from 19 exons. Gene Ontology annotation, biological process: negative regulation of DNA recombination; mismatch repair. Bases 98 to 2614 code for a protein of 838 amino acids. Gene Ontology annotation, molecular function: mismatched DNA binding; ATP-dependent DNA damage sensor activity; endonuclease activity. NCBI's taxonomy places the organism in Eukaryota, Viridiplantae, Streptophyta, Magnoliopsida, Vitales, Vitaceae. The record is from RefSeq and is a predicted model, not a curated record.
AUCUUGAAGAUGAAAGCAGAAGGCUAACGCUGCUAGCCAUGGGUGGAGGAAAGUAGAGAGGGUGACGAAUAUCUACUGCAAAUUCGCAAGAGGAAGGAUGAAUUCAUGUGCGUGUGGAAAAUCCAUUUUCAUGAUCGUCUCAGUAGCUUCAACCCCAGAACGAUUCAAGAAUGGAGGCAUCCUGAAACAGUCUCAGAAACCUUCAGUUCACCAUCAAACUCUCAGGGUUUUGGAGUGGGACAAACUCUGCCACUCCGUUUCUUCCUUCGCUUCGACUUCCUUGGGCCGUGAAUCCACCUGGGCCCAGCUCUGGUCCCUAGACCAGACCUACCAAGAGAGUUUGAGACUUUUGGAUGAAACCAAUGCUGCUCUGGAAAUCCAUAAGCAUGGUGGUUGCACCAUGGACUUCAGCACCAUUGAUGCUGUUCUGGUUAAAUCUGCUAUCCAGCAUGCUCGUAGGAUGUUACCAGUGGAUGGAAAUGAAGCCAUGGCUGUUGUGGCUCUGCUACAGCUUGCAGAAACUUUGCAGCUUAAUCUCAAAGCUGCCAUCAAGGAAGAUGCAGAUUGGUACAAACGUUUCAUGCCUAUUUCAGAAGUGAUAAUGGGGUUGGUUAUAAAUAGAUCAUUAGUUAAAUUGAUACAGCAAGUAGUAGAUGAAGAUGGCUCUGUUAAAGACUCUGCGAGCUCUGCACUGAAGCAAUCACGUGAUCAAGUGCGGACACUUGAGAGAAAGUUAUAUCAGUUGAUGGACAGCUUAGUUAGGAACAAUGUGAAUGAAACAUCCUCUCUGGAAGUGAGUAAUGUUGAUGGAAGAUGGUGCAUAAAAUCAGGGGCCAAUCUUACAAAUUUGAAGGGUUUAUUGUUGUCCAGUGGUUCAGGUGUGGGAAGCAUUAUAGAGCCACUCUCUGCUAUUCCAUUAAAUGAUGAGUUGCAAAAGGCAAGGGCACUUGCGGCAAAGGCUGAGGCCGACGUACUUUUAAAGUUAACAGAGAAGAUGCAAAUGGAUCUUGAAGACAUUGAAAAGUUAUUGGACAGUGUCAUUCAACUGGAUGUGAUCAAUGCUCGAGCUACCUAUGGCCUUUCAUUUGGAGGCACUUGUCCUGAUUUAUUUUUAGCAGAAAACAAGAAUGGAUCUUCCACAGGAGCCCACUUAUCAGGGCAUGGAACUUCAGAAGCAUCUUAUCCGAUUAAGAGGGAAUGGACUUUGCAUCUGCCAAAAGCUUAUCAUCCUCUAUUAGUUCAACAGCAUCGAGAAAAUCUUCAGAAGGCCAGGAAGGAUGUUAGCCUUGCUAUUUCUGAACAAAGGAGGAAAAAACUGCAAGGGGAGAAAUUUAAUGUUAAAGAAGAAACAGAUAUAAAUCUUUCAUCUUUGGAAAUGCAGGUAACUAGAUUAGAACAAUCUCCUCCAGUCCCUGUUGAUUUUUUUAUCGCUCAAAGAACCAGAGUGUUGGUUAUAACUGGUCCAAAUACAGGGGGCAAAACCAUUUGCUUAAAGACAGUUGGACUAGCUGCCAUGAUGGCAAGAUCAGGCCUUCAUGUUUUAGCUGCUGAACCUGUACGAAUCCCUUGGUUUGAUUAUGUUUUUGCUGAUAUCGGUGAUGAGCAGUCACUAUCCCAAUCUUUGUCUACCUUCUCUGGCCAUUUGAAACAAAUUAGUGACAUUAAAGCACAGUCAACAAAUCAGUCAUUGGUGCUACUAGAUGAAGUUGGUGCAGGCACAAAUCCCCUAGAAGGAGCGGCUCUAGGGAUGUCAUUGCUGGAGUCUUUUGCUGAAACUGGUGCCUUGUUGACAAUAGCUACCACACAUCACAGUGAACUCAAAACCCUCAAAUACAGUAACGACGCCUUCGAAAAUGCAUGUAUGGAGUUUGAUGAAGUGAACUUAAAACCAACUUAUAAGAUCCUCUGGGGCAUUCCAGGACGUUCAAAUGCAAUCAAUAUUGCUGAAAGGUUAGGAGUACCCAAGAAAGUUCUAGAUAAAGCUCGCGAACAGUAUGGAGCAGCUAGCGCCGAGAUUAAUGAGGUCAUAAUUGAUAUGGAAAGGUUCAAGCAAGAAUUUCAAGAGCGUGUUAAUGAUGCACGAUAUUAUCUGAUGCUUUCAAGAGAUCUUUAUGAAAAUCUAUUGGUGACUAAAAGAAAGCUAAUGGAACAUGGCACCAAUCAAAGAUAUGGAAAGAUGAGGGAAGUAUCUGAGGCUGCAGCAGUGGCACGGUCUCUCCUUCACAAGAAGGUCCGACAGCUUCGUUCAUCUGCAACCCGACCUUCCCAGCCUACUGCUGCAGAUAAAAGCCAACAUGCAUCAGCAACUAGCAACCAACAUACUGCAGCAGAUAUCAAUGAACGUCCUACUACAAGUGAGAGUAAACACCCCGCUAAAGUUGCCCAGCAAUCAUCAUCAGGUAUUACUCGUAAACAUCUGAUGGAUCUUGUGACAUUAUCCAUCUUGCUCGUGGUUGAAAAUACCAGUCAAAAAGAUUGUUUAAGUUCUCAUCAAAGUAGAUUUUCCUUCUUCUAUUUGCAUUGCAGAGAAGAAAAGAGUUCCCAAAGUUGGCGAUAUGGUGCAUGUUUCUUCCCUAGGAAAGAAAGCAACAGUUUUAGAAGUGGAGUCAUCUAAAGGGCAGCUCGUCGUUCAGGCUGGUAACAUGAAGUUGAAAUUAAAAUUGACUGAUGUCGAAACCUGACAGGUAAGAAUUCUCGCAUGUCUUCAUGGUAGCUCCCUUCUGGAAUGUUGGGAGCUUAUCUUGGUCUAGACCUUGCUCUAACCAAGUCGAUAAGAUUCAAGUUUUUUUGUUAUCUAGACGUGGCAGGGCUAGGGUAAGAAAACAGAACCUGGUUUGUCCUAUGCCAAUUGAGUCAUCUGUGUGAACACAAUUAUAUAUCUCAUGAUCAAGUAUAUGCAAUCCAACUUGGGGUUGAAUCUGAA